Molecule: messenger RNA, 234 nt
Organism: Arabis nemorensis
Lineage: Eukaryota; Viridiplantae; Streptophyta; Magnoliopsida; Brassicales; Brassicaceae
Source: the annotation of a GenBank genome assembly
AUGGCACCAUCAGCUGCGAUGUUCAUGCUCUCUUAUCCUCUUUUUCACCAGAUAACAGCAAACAACAAUCUGCAGCCACAACCGGAACCGUCACCGCCGGUAGUUAAGUGUCUUCUUCCGGCGAGAAACUCAUCGGAAAGUUCUGAUCGUUCGAGGUUUACUCGUUGGCUAUUUGGCGAUCCCGCUACAUACAACAAGAGGUUCCAAGAAGCUAUUGAACGUAGCUGCUGGUGA